CACGAGAAUUCAGAGAAAAGUCCCAGAGGCAAGUCAACUAUGUGUAGUCGUCGUUCCCGGCUUCCCGUGUGCCCGCCCACCUUAAAUUAAACCAAUCAACAAGGCCGGGGAAAUUCUAAUCGAAUAUGGAAUUCUUUAAUACAGCCAAGGCUGUGAGGCUGAAGAGCCACCUUGGCAAGUUCCUGGUGGCCGAUGAAGACCAACGCAGCGUCAGGCAAGGGCCGCGAAACGCCUCCUCAGAGAAAGUCCGUUGGACGGUGGAGCUAGUUGAAGGUAGCUAUCAUCUCAUCCGCCUCAAAAGCUCCCACGGCGGCUAUCUCACCGCCUCCGACGAGCCUUUCCUUCUUGGCAUGACGGGCAAGAGGGUGCUCCAGGCCGUUCCUCCCCGCGGCAUAAAAAGGUGUGCUUCUAUGGAGUGGGAGCCUAUAAAGGAAGGGUACAAAGUGAAGCUGAGGACUAGAGGAGGGACAUACUUGAGGGCAAAUGGGGCAACGCCGCCAUGGAGAAACACCAUAACUCAUGAUCUUCCUCACAGAACUGCAACCCAAGAUUGGGUCUUAUGGGAUGUGGAUGUGGUGGAUAUAUCAGCUCCCUGGCCUUCAUAUGCAAGUGGAAGACAGGGUGGAAUGGAAUUUUUCUACAAAGCCAAAGCGGUGAGACUUGAGAGUCAUCUAGGGAAGUACUUGGUGGGCGACGAUGAUGAAGAAAGCGUCCGGCAAAGCCGAAGCGGCGCGUCACUUAACGCGCGGUGGACGGUGGAGUUUGUUAAAGGAAAAGACAAUGUAAUCCGGCUAAAGAGCUGUAACGGCCAGUAUCUUACGGCGGCGGCGGAGCCCUUCCUUUUGGGGAUGACAGGCAACAAAGUUGUUCAAACUCUUCCCACCAACAAAACCCACGCGUCAUCGUCUAUAGAAUGGGAGCCUAUAAAGGAAGGUUUUCGCGUGAAGCUCAGAACGGCGGAGGGGAGAUACUUAAGGGCUAACGGAGCUACGCCGCCGUGGAGGAACUCCGUGACUCAUGAUGAUCAUCCAAACAGAACCGCAACUCAGGAUUGGGUUUUGUGGGGAGUGGAUGUUGUAGACAUUAUUGUCUCAUCGGACGCCUCAGAUUCACCGGCUAGUUGCCUGUCCCCGCCGUCAAGUUUUAAUUCCGUUCUCGACGACACCGGAACGCCGCCUACCAGGUGGCCCCAUAUCUAAACCUCUGUAAUAUGAUCACUUCUUUUCCUUUUUCUUUUUUUCACAUCAUAUUUUCUUUGUCCAUUUCUCGCAGCGGUUUUGUUCAACGUUCAAAAUUGAUGUUGCUUUAUGUAAAGUCAACUAUAUAUUUUUUUUAAA
Molecule: messenger RNA, 1337 nt
Organism: Ipomoea nil (Japanese morning glory)
Lineage: Eukaryota; Viridiplantae; Streptophyta; Magnoliopsida; Solanales; Convolvulaceae
Exons: 3
Coding region: 126-1199 (357 amino acids)
Source: RefSeq, a predicted model, not a curated record